Anas platyrhynchos (mallard) is the source of this 3379-nucleotide messenger RNA. RefSeq names its product dehydrogenase/reductase 12 (gene DHRS12). The record is from RefSeq and is a predicted model, not a curated record. NCBI's taxonomy places the organism in Eukaryota, Metazoa, Chordata, Aves, Anseriformes, Anatidae.
GGCGGGCGGGCUGGGCUGCACGGGGCGCCUUUAUGUAAGGGCAGAGGCGGGGCCGGCACCGUGGUGGCGGUGACAGGAGCACCGCCACCAUGUCCUGGUACCGCAACACCGUGUGGUUCGUCAAGGGGCUGCGGGAAUACACGAGGAGCGGCUAUGAGUCUGCCUCCAAGCACUUCAACCCUGCAGAUCUCGAGGUGAACGUGGCUGGAAAAUCCUUCCUGAUCACCGGCUCAAACAGCGGCAUCGGCAAGGCCACAGCCAAAGAGAUAGCAAAGAGAGGUGGCACGGUUCACCUGGUUUGCCGGAAUAAGGAACGAGCUGAGGAUGCCAAAGGAGAAAUAGUGACAGAAACGGGCAAUCAGAAUGUCUUCCUGCAUAUCGUGGAUAUAUCUAAUCCCAAGGAAAUCUGGAAGUUUGCUGAACAAUUCAAAAAUGAACAUAAAUUAAACGUGUUGAUCAACAACGCAGGAUGUAUGGUGAACAACAGAGAAUUGACUGAAGAUGGACUUGAGAAAAACUUCGCAACAAACACCUUGGGUACGUACGUUCUGACAACGGCCCUGCUGCCCCUGCUGGAAAAAGAAGCAGACGCCAGAGUGAUAACUGUCUCGUCUGGGGGCAUGCUAGUUCAGAAGCUGAACAUAUCUGAUUUGCAGUCAGGAAGUGGGACGUUUGAUGGGACGAUGGUGUACGCCCAGAACAAGAGACAGCAAGUUGUCCUGACAGAACAAUGGGCAAAAACUCACAGAAACAUCCAUUUCUCCGUUAUGCACCCCGGCUGGGCAGACACUCCAGCUGUGAGGUCCUCCAUGCCAGAUUUCUAUCAGAAGAUGAAGAGCAGCUUGCGCACAGAGGCCCAGGGAGCUGACACCGUUGUGUGGCUGGCAGUAUCAUCUGAAGCAGCAAAGCUACCGAGCGGCUUGUUCUUCCAAGACAGGCAACCAGUCCCUACACACUUACCGUUAGCGAGCACCCACAGUCCACCAGGAGACGAGGAGAAGCUGAUGGAGCUGCUGGAAGAAUUCUCCCAGAAGUUUAAAUCCCCUUCUUCAGGAACUUAGCAGCACGGUUGACGCAACACAGCCACAAAGCUGCUAAUUACAGAGGAACAGUGCUGUAGAGGAGAGGUAGGAUGCUGUAGGCCUGUUAAAAGUAAAUUGUGUUCAGGAGUAGUGGUGCCUGCAAAUCUGUUUUGUUUCUGAGAGUCUCGACCAUUGUCAAUAUGCAGCUGCUGUCUCAAGGCUCAGUGAGGUUGUGGUCUUCGAACUGGAAGGAAAAUGUGGAGGCAUCAAAAUAAAACCCAAGCGAUAACUCUAAGCUUUGUGAAGUUGCCCAAAAUCUUCAAAGCACUCAGCACAAACAGAAAUGCAAAGGAGCGUACCUUUAGUAGCCCUCGUGAAGGACUUUGCAAAGAAGUGGGUAAAGAUUUAAACAAUGUUUUAACACUACAUAUGACAGGUUGGUGGCUUCCUUCGGUGGGUGAGGGUGACGAGGCUCAAACAUGUAACUGGGAACACAAAAACUCCCGCAUCGCCUGCUUAGUUUAAAUGGAAGGAUUCUUCACAGCCUUUGGUUUCUAUAAAUCAAUGCUGGUAUGCAACAGUGAUCUGCUUCCUCAUGUUUAAGCAGCAGGAAUUUAGGAACGCUGCCAAAUGCCUUCCACAUUACUUUAUGGAGUCAGGGCUAAGCAUUACCCCGUUAAUGUCAAGAAACCACGAAGUGGGAAGCUUCGAUACAUACUGCACCCAGUCAUGGCUGGAUACCUCCCCUUCAGGAAGAAGAGAAAUGGCUGAAAGACUCCGGACAUGAAAAGAAAUAAGGUGCUAAGCUCUGUGCACCUGUCAUUUCUGUGAAGGAUCAGGGAAUUGCUUCGUCAUUGUGAAUGGAAUAUGAAAGGGAAGGGAGGCACAGCCUUUAGAGGUGAAAUCCACCUCCUGAUACGAGGGCUGUAUUUUGCCUGGAACUGUUUUAUUUCCAGACACAGAGGAUUGGAUUUGUCUUACCUGACUUGCGGACAUUUGAAUAACUCAUUGGGAUUCUCACUGUAAAUCAUUAGAGAGAAAAGAGGCUCUUUCACUGUGAUUUAUUGGAUCUGUUUUAAGAAACAACCCUACAUUCCUACAUCUUUCUGCUUACUGUAACUAGCUCAGACAAAGACAUUCAGGGGGUAUUUUAUCUUACAUAUUUCAAAUUUACUGCACAGCCAUGAUUGUUAAUAGCAGCAGUGGUAACGUUUUUCUCCUGAACCUAGCGUGUUUGAUGGCAAAAACAAACAAAGAAGCAAUAAAAACCCAAUAAAGUUGCACAACUCUUUCUACACAUGGCUGCAGACCGACGUGGUAGUGCAAACGGACAAGACAUUAAAAAACCCACGGGUUUUCUUUGGGGCUCUCUACAGUGACUGGUAGCUAAAGACCAUGCUGAUAGACAAAGAACUCAUUAUGUCCGCUUUCCAUAAUUUAGUUUUACAAAAGAUAUCCUCCUGGCCGAUGCCUCAGAGGUCUGCCUUCACUCAUUAUUCAGAGCCAUUCUAUUAGCAAUUUAGAAAAAAACUUCCCUUUUCAGCGUUUUGUCAGUCUCCUCAGAAAAAUGGCUUUACUGUCAGAGAGGCACUGAAAUAAGUUUUCCCAUGAUAAGCAGCGCUGGAAUACUUUAGGCUGUCACAGCUCUUCCUGCAGAGGCUGGAACAUCAUUCAAACUGUUGCUUUAUUUUAGAAACUUAACUCCUUCUUACACUGCACUGGAAGAUAUCGGUGGCAAGGCUUACACAUUCCCAAAGUCUUGAAUUAACAACAUUUUAGAUUGUUCAAACUAAAUACAGCUACUGAAAACAAAAGCACAGCUGAGAAAGGAUUUAGGAACUGCACAUCUUAAUCUAGUGGCUGCAAAGCUAAUAAAGGCAACGUUUGUCUACUUGAGUGUCUAAGCCAAGUUGCUUCGCUGCUCUGCAGAAGAAAAGUUGAAUGACAAUGAUAUUUAUAUAGUUCAUAAAAAUAAUCAGAAGUGCACCUUAACAUGUAUUAAAUCCACGUUCUUUACCAAUAUAUGUAAAUAUCCUGGAUUUGUCAUUUUAGUCACGGCUUAUCACAGAUAUUGGAAAUAAGGCCAACAGUAAGAAAACUGCUUUAAUCAAAGUUUGGUCACAGCAUUAAAAAUAGCCAGCUAUUGUGUUUUAAGAGCACUUAUGAUUUUAAAUAAAGUUAAAUACAGGGCAGCAGCUAGAAACAACAUCUGGAAUCUCCCCUAGUGCUGUUGUUGUUCACCAUGAUGCUUUAUUUCACCCUUUUCCACAAGAGCAAAUGAGGUGUGUGGCUAUAAAGCCAGCCAGACGCUUUGUGUUAAUGUGAUUCAGAAUAAAUUUUCGUUUAAAGCAAAUACA